Molecule: messenger RNA, 450 nt
Organism: Ectocarpus sp. CCAP 1310/34
Lineage: Eukaryota; Phaeophyceae; Ectocarpales; Ectocarpaceae
Source: the annotation of a GenBank genome assembly
AUGCUCUUCGGCGUGAACGCCGCCACGGGCUGGAUGGUCUGCUAUGCGAUGCGGCGGAAGUCGGAGGCGCUGGCGGUUUUCAAGCGCAUGGUCGUGGGCGCCGCUCACAAGGCCGGCAUCGCGAAAAAGUGCAUCCGCUGCGAAUGCGACGCGCUCUGGACCAGCGGUAGCUUCAAGGAGUUCUGCGCCGGCAUGGGGAUCGCGCUCGAGUACUCCCCUCCCGGCGUGCAGGAGUACAACGGCGUCGUCGAGAGCGCCAUCCAGAGGUGCCUGAAGGUGGCCAAGGUUUCUCAUCGGGCUGCCCAAGAGCUGCUUGGCCCUGCCGGAUUUUCACGCAUCCGCGGGCUGAGCGUACGGGGCCAUGAGCUCUGGGCGGAGUCCGCCAAAGACGCCGCGCAGAAGCUGAACCAGUCUGCAUCUCCAUGCAACCCAAGGGGUGCGUCGCCGUAG